AUGUCUACCACGCCUGACGUCACCGUCCAGGAGACCGGCAUCAACAAGUCGGAUCCAUCGCUUCAGCUCAUCGUCUCCCCAUUCGUCGCGUUUCUCGCCCAGUUCCCGCGCGACGUCGUUGUACCGUCCAUCCUCUUUUACCGAAAUAAUUACCCCCUGCUCAGCGUCGUUCAAUCGCAAGGAGAGACCACUAUUGUCUGCGCGCUUUCCCCACAUCCCGAAUAUCAUCGCGGAGCCAGUAGAGCAGAGACGGGGAUUCCGGGCAUCCUCGAGUGCUUCGCAGUACAACCCACAUCUCAAGGUGGACCGUACGCUGUACUCAGCGUGAAGGGACCCCUUGAUCUCACCUUGACUGGCAUCCUGAAUGAGCUCACGACUCCUCUUCGGUUGGCCAAAGUACCCAUAUACGCUAUUUCCACAUGGAACACCGACUACAUACUGGUGCCAUCAGAGAAGCUCGACAGAGCGGUGGAAGUACUGAAGAAAACUGGCUGGACAUUCGCAGACUAG
This is a messenger RNA of Dioszegia hungarica, 510 nucleotides long. Its product is annotated as ACT domain-containing protein. Gene Ontology annotation, biological process: cellular response to L-arginine; regulation of intracellular signal transduction. Bases 1 to 510 code for a protein of 169 amino acids. The transcript has 3 exons. The record is from RefSeq and is a predicted model, not a curated record. Gene Ontology annotation, cellular component: cytosol. Lineage: Eukaryota; Fungi; Basidiomycota; Tremellomycetes; Tremellales; Bulleribasidiaceae.